UGGUGGGUGCCAAGGCAGGCGGUCACUAGUCAGUGUAGCUGGUCCUGAUGCAGCCAAGGUGUCACUUGUCUAGUUUUGCUGCUUUUCUGGGCCUGGAGCUGAAAUACAACUGAGACCUCAAUGUUACCUUAGGGAGGAAAAGGCAGGGGUCUCUAAACCACAGGACCAGCAAUAUGCUGUGGGAGGAAGGUUACCCUGGGGGACGGGGUUCUUGUUUUUCUAGUUUUGCCCCCUGCUAGGUAUCCAGGGCUUUCUGCCCUGGUGAGCUGCUGUACCUGGCGCGGCGUCCUUGCUCUGCUCUUGUCUGCCUAAUUAUCUGUAUAACAGAAUGAAGGCUCCAGCCUCUGGAGGAUAGGCCAGGGGAGGGGGCUUAGGACUGUAGACUCAUCCAUCAUCACCCACAAAAGAGGUGAGGUGGGGCCAGUCCCUGCAGGGAGAGGCUUCCAUCUGGGAGGCUGGUGUGUGGGUCUUGGGCAUGACUCAGCCCCUGCCAAACAGUGACAGUGAGCCAUGCUUCCUCUGCUCCUUCUAGCUCCCCUCCCAGUUAACGUGUGGCCAUGCAUGGCUUUCUGAAGCUAAGUCUCAAUUCCCUCUUCAUGAAGCAGUGACCAUUUUUGUGGUUGUGAGGGUCAGGCCAGUCUGUGCGGCGGCUAGCACAGCACCGGGCACAUGCUCAGCACCGCCUCGACCAUGCCGCUGCCCCUGCUGCUGCCCCUGCUGCUGCUGCUGUCCGCCCGCUGGGUCCAGGCGACCCGGCCAUGCUUCCCCGGGUGCCAGUGUGAGGUGGAGACCUUCGGCCUCUUUGACAGCUUCAGCCUGACCCGCGUGGACUGCAGCGGCCUCGGCCCCCACAUCGUGCCGGUGCCCAUCCCUCUGGACACCGCCCACCUGGACCUGUCCUCCAACCGGCUGGAGACCGUGAACGAGUCGGUGUUGGCGGGGCCAGGCUACACCACGCUGGCCGGCCUGGAUCUCAGCCACAACCUGCUCACCAGCAUCUCGCCCACCGCCUUCUCCCGCCUCCGCUACCUGGAGUCCCUCGACCUCAGCCACAACGGCCUGGCCGCCCUGCCCGCAGACAGCUUCACCAGCUCGCCCCUGAGCGACGUGAACCUCAGCUACAACCGGCUCCGGGAGGUCCCGCUGUCCGCCUUCACGACCCGCGGCCAGGGCCGGGCGCUGCACGUGGACCUCUCCCACAACCACAUCCACCGCCUCGCGCCCCACCCCGCGGGCGCCAGCCUGCCCACGCCUGCCAUCCAGAGCCUGAACCUGGCCUGGAACCGGCUCCGCGCCGUGCCCGACCUCCGGGACCUGCCCCUGCGCUACCUGAGCCUGGAUGGGAACCCGCUGGCCGCCAUCGGCCCGGGCGCCUUCACCGGGCUGGCGGGCCUAACGCACCUGUCGCUGGGCAGCCUGCAGAGCGUCCCCCAGCUGGCACCCUAUGCUUUUCAUGAGCUGCGCAGCCUGCAGGUCCUGGACCUGUCAGGCAACCCCAAGCUCAAGUGGGCAGGCGCCGAGGUGUUCUCGGGCCUGGCCUCCCUGCAGGAGCUGGACCUGUCGGGCACAGGCCUGGCGCCCCUGCCUGAGACGCUGCUCCUCCACCUGCCAGCGCUGCAGAGCGUCCGUGUGGGCCGGAGCACGCAGUGCCGGCGCCCGGUACGGGAGGGUGCCUACCCCCGGCAGCCUGGCUCCAGCCCCAACGUGGCUCUGCACUGCGUAGACACCGGGGAACCGGCCUCCAGGGGCCGGGGCACCUUGUGACAAAUGGGGUGGCCCCAGGCCACACGACAGACUGCCACCCGGGCUGACUCGGGUCCCGGGUGAUUUAUAUUUUAAUGUGCCAAUGCCGGUGGGGACUCUGCAGGCCUACGUGGCGGCAGCAUCAGGGAAGACAGCUGUGGACCGAGAAGAGGCUUUGGACCUGGGACAACACCCAGGAGGAAAGUCUUGCCCUCUGUCUGUAUUGUCCCCCAAACCGUAAGCAGAGGGUCUUUGAUGCCAAACGACACAGCUGCCUCCCUGCUGUCCUUCCCCACUCGACCCCAAAGUGCCUUCCCUCAGGCCUGGGCCAACCUGACUAUGACCGAAGGGAGGUCAGAGGUCAGGUCCAUGGCUGAGUGUCCCCUUGGGCCCAUGGUCCAGCCACUCAGGGGCAUGGGUUUCUUUUGCUCUGGGCCCAUGGGGCCCACUUUAUCCUCCUCUGUUCCCCUCGAGCCCUGGGUAGAACUUUAGUUACAGAAAGAACUUGGUGCGGGGAAGGGGCGCACAUUUAGGGAGGAUCAAGCCCACCUCCUCCUGUGGCAGAUGAGAGAACUGAGGCCCAGAGAAAGAGCAUUGUCCAUCUGAGGCACUGCAGUGGCAGAGGCAUCACUGCCUCCCAGCCAGGCCCCUUUGCACUUUGCUGUCUUCUCUCAACCAUGGCCCCCCUCUCCCCUUCCUGGGCUCCUCUUUGCUGCCAAGACCCACAUCCUACCAUUGACACCCACUUCCUGUCAUCCCGGGGAGGCAGGACUCUGGGCCCACUGACCAGGGGUGAUGCACGAGCUGUUGCUUCACCUCUCAGAGCUUCUGGAAGCAUCAGCCAUGCCAGUCCCAGCCCCGCCAGCUUCCCACUCUGGACGGGUCCCCUAGCAUCAAGACUGGAAAUGUUCCCAUUGAUCCUUGAGGCACUGCUUCUAGGUGCCCCCCCAAGAUGAUGAUGUCGUCCUGGAGCCCCACCUACCACAAGCCAGGGCGGGCCUCCCAGACUCAGCCCCCAUAGCCCACCCCCCUUCCCCCUACUGAGAGCAGCACAGGAGGCAGGCAGUUCCCACCCGGGCUCAUGUUCCCCCACCAGGGGCGCAUCUCGGCCUCCAGCCCUGGCUCUUUCCUUAGUGCUCAUUUUAUAGACGUCGUUGCCUUUCUUACGGACGGACGGUCACUUUUAACUAGUUCCCCACCCCCACCCCUGCUGGCCGGGGACGCAAAGUGUCAUUUGUAAAAGGAAAAAAAAAGUUGCAUUUGUUCACUUUUGUGAUAGUGUGUCCUGGGGGUGUGUUGGGGAAGGAGGUGUUGGGUGGAAGCCAUCCGUGGCCAUGUGGGCAACAGGAGGCUGGCUGAGAGCUCUGUCCGCCACCAGCCCCACCCAGCACCUAACUAGUCCGUGGUUUAAUAAACGUUAGAAAGAGUCUCUCUUUCCAUCACUCAA
Molecule: messenger RNA, 3190 nt
Organism: Pipistrellus kuhlii (Kuhl's pipistrelle)
Lineage: Eukaryota; Metazoa; Chordata; Mammalia; Chiroptera; Vespertilionidae
Gene: TSKU
Product: tsukushi, small leucine rich proteoglycan
Exons: 3
Coding region: 670-1764 (364 amino acids)
Cellular component (GO): extracellular matrix
Molecular function (GO): protein binding
Source: RefSeq, a predicted model, not a curated record